Elgaria multicarinata webbii is the source of this 2100-nucleotide messenger RNA. RefSeq names its product solute carrier family 9 member A9 (gene SLC9A9). The transcript has 16 exons. The record is from RefSeq and is a predicted model, not a curated record. Gene Ontology annotation, molecular function: sodium:proton antiporter activity; potassium:proton antiporter activity. Gene Ontology annotation, cellular component: plasma membrane; recycling endosome. Gene Ontology annotation, biological process: regulation of intracellular pH; sodium ion import across plasma membrane; potassium ion transmembrane transport. Bases 27 to 1952 code for a protein of 641 amino acids. NCBI's taxonomy places the organism in Eukaryota, Metazoa, Chordata, Lepidosauria, Squamata, Anguidae.
AGUAGUGUUAAUAAACAAGAGAUGAAAUGGAGAAGUCAAGGAAACUGGGGUCAGUGAAAGAUGAGGACCAGUUUUAUCAUCAGGGUGCAGUGGAGCUGCUGGUUUUCAACUUUUUACUCAUCCUUACAAUACUCACUAUUUGGCUGUUUAAAAACCACCGAUUCCGCUUUUUGCACGAAACGGGAGGUGCUAUGGUUUAUGGUCUCAUCAUGGGAUUAAUUUUACGCUAUGCUACCACACCAUCUGACUUUGAAAAUGGAAUUGUCUAUGCUUGCGAGAAGCUCGAGGCUGGCUUGCCCACCCUGCUUGUCAACGUAUCAAAUCAAGUCUACGAAUAUCAGUACAAAAGAGAAAUCAGCCAGCAUAAUGUCAAUGCCCACCAAGGCAAUGUGAUGCUGCAAAAGAUGACCUUUGAUCCUUCAAUCUUCUUCAAUGUUUUAUUACCACCCAUUAUAUUUCAUGCAGGAUACAGUUUAAAGAAGAGACAUUUUUUCCGCAACUUGGGAUCGCUUUUGGCCUAUGCGUUUUUGGGGACAGCCAUCUCUUGCAUAGUUAUCGGGUUAAUCAUGUAUGGCUUUGUCAAGGCUAUGGUUCAUAUCAACCAGCUGAAGAGCGGCGACUUUCACUUCACUGACUGUUUAUUAUUUGGUUCUUUGAUGUCCGCUACAGAUCCAGUGACCGUCCUUGCUAUUUUCCAUGAGCUUCAUGUUGAUACAGAUCUCUACACCCUCUUGUUUGGUGAAAGUGUCCUAAAUGAUGCUGUGGCUAUCGUCCUCACAUAUUCAAUAUCAAUUUACAGUCCAAAGGAGAAUCCUAAUGCUUUUGAUGCUGCCGCCUUCUUCCAGUCCGUGGGGAAUUUUCUGGGAAUCUUUGCUGGAUCGUUUUCUAUGGGGUCAGCCUAUGCAGUUGUCACUGCUUUAAUAUCCAAGUUUACCAAGCUCUGUGAAUAUCCCAUGCUGGAAACCGGCCUGUUUUUCCUGUUGUCAUGGAGUGCCUUCUUGUCUGCCGAAGCUGCUGGUCUUACAGGCAUUGUGGCAGUCCUCUUCUGUGGAGUCACACAAGCCCAUUAUACAUACAACAAUCUGUCGGCAGACUCCAAAAUGAGAACAAAACAGUUGUUCGAGUUCAUGAACUUUUUGGCUGAGAAUGUUAUCUUCUGUUAUAUGGGAUUAGCACUGUUCACAUUCCAAAAUCACAUCUUCAAUGCACUGUUUAUAUUUGGAGCAUUUGUGGCCAUUUUCAUAGCCAGAGCCUGUAACAUAUACCCAAUUUCUUUCAUUCUCAACUUGGGUCGGAAACAAAAGAUUCCCAGGAAUUUUCAACAUAUGAUGAUGUUCUCAGGUUUACGAGGUGCAAUAGCAUUUGCACUGGCGAUACGGGACACGGAAUCUCAGCCUAAACAAAUGAUGUUUACGACCACCUUAUUAAUUGUGUUCUCCACAGUCUGGGUGUUUGGAGGAGGCACCACACCAAUGCUUACAUGGCUCCAAAUCAGGGUUGGUAUAGAUCCAGACGAGGACCUGAAGACAGAAACUGCUACACAGGCUGCAAAUAACCUGGAUAAAAACACAACCAAAGCAGAAAGUGCCUGGCUGUUCAGAAUAUGGUAUGGCUUUGACCAUAAAUAUUUGAAGCCCAUUCUCACCCACGCCGGACCACCACUUACUACAACUUUACCAGAAUGGUGUAAUCCUGUGGCCAGAUUACUAACCAGCCCUAGAGCAUAUGGGGAGCAACUGAAGGAUGAUGAUAUGGACUUCAUUGUCAAUAAUGAUGAACUGACUCUGAAUUAUGAGGCCACAGACCAUUCUCCGAUGCCAGCACAGAGCAGAAUAGAUUCACCCCAUCCUGCAGGCGAAGAAAACAUUUAUGAAGGAGACCUCGGCUUAGGAGGCUAUGAACUCCAACCUGAACCUGCUCCCGGCCAAUCCCAGUUGGUUUCUUCAGCCUGAAAUCCAGUGAAAACGCAUAUCACAAGGAGCGCAGAAGCCAUGUUUAUUAUGCAGAGUUAGUGAGAAGCUUGGAAAUGUAUUAAGGGCAUAAACUGAGAACAAAAACCUUGCUGAAUCUAUCCCUGGAGCCUGGAGGAAUGAGAAUUUA